GGCCCGGCUGCGGACAUGCGCAGUGUGCCGUCACUGGCUGGCUCGUUGCGCUGCGACUCCACCCCUCCUGCAGACGAAGGCAUGGCGAGCACCGAGGCUAGAAGAGAGUGUGAGACAGAGGGCUGCAGCAAGGACGCUAAACUCCAGUGCCCUACCUGUAUCAAGCUUGGUAUCCAAGGCUCAUACUUCUGUUCACAGGAAUGUUUCAAAGGGAGCUGGGUGUCUCACAAGUUGCUGCACAAAAAAGCAAAAGAGGACCAGAACCAGAAUGAAUCCAAGAACUGUGUGGAGAAGGACAUCAACACAGACCCAUGGCCGGGCUACCGCUACACUGGAAAACUACGCCCUUACUACCCCCUGACUCCUAUGAGGCCUGUGCCAAGUGACAUCCAAAGACCUGACUACUCCGAUCAUCCCAGAGGGAUAUCUGAGUCUGAGCAGUUUCUGAAGGGGACUUCACAAAUCAAGGUCCUUUCUCCUGAAGACAUUGAGGGGAUGAGAGUAGUGUGUGAGCUGGCACGAGAAGUCCUGGACAUUGCAGCAUUGAUGGUGAAACCAGGUGUUACAACAGAAGAAAUCGACCACGCUGUGCAUCUGGCUUGUACAGCGAGAAACUGCUACCCUUCACCUCUCAACUACUACAACUUCCCCAAGUCCUGCUGCACAUCUGUCAAUGAAGUCAUCUGCCACGGCAUCCCAGACAGAAGAGAACUACAAGAUGGGGACAUCCUCAAUGUGGACAUCACUAUAUACCACAAUGGUUUCCAUGGGGACCUCAAUGAAACCUUCUUUGUUGGAGACGUGGAGGAAGAAGCAAAGAAACUGGUUCUGACUACAUAUGAAUGCCUUAUGCAAUCCAUCGACUCCGUGAAGCCUGGUAUUCGCUACAGAGAAUUAGGAAACAUCAUUCAAAAACACGCUCAGGCCAAUGGCUACUCUGUGGUGCGCAGCUACUGCGGCCACGGCAUCCACAGACUUUUCCACACUGCUCCAAAUGUGCCACAUUAUGCCAAAAACAAAGCAGUUGGAGUCAUGAAGCCUGGCCAUGUGUUCACCAUUGAGCCCAUGAUAUGUGAAGGUGGCUGGCAAGAUGAGACGUGGCCUGACGGAUGGACAGCGGUGACCAGAGACGGGAAGCGGUCAGCUCAGUUCGAACACACCCUGCUAGUGACGGAGACUGGCUGUGAGAUCCUCACCCGCCGCAUGGAGGAAAACGGCCGAGCUCAUUUCCUCAGCCAAAUGUAGGCUAGAGCUACACCAAGGACUGGACUUCCCAGACACAGACGACCCAGCACACCUGGGUCUCAGACACACACACACACACACACACACACACACACACACACACACACACACACACACACACACACACACACACACACACACACACACACACACUCACACACUCACACAGAAACACACACACACACACACACACAAGAGGCCCCACUCCUAGAGCUCAAGCUCUCAUUGUUCUUUGAAUUAAAUAUCGGUUCCUCAAAUGAAAUGGAAGUACUUGAAUGUGUCUUACAUGAAACACAGAUCACUUUUUUUUAGUGAAAUCUAUAUCCUCUGAAGGAUAUCUGAAAGUAUUUAUUAGGUUCUGGCUUUGCUUAGUGGUUGGGCUUGAAAUCAGGCCUGUUUUGACCUCUGGUUGAUGUUGGCCAGAAUGUCUACCAGCUGGUUAGUCGUUGUCUGUGGUGUGUGGAGCUCAGGGCAAAUCCAACUAGCAUGCCGUGCUUCGCUUCUUUUCUCUCAGCCUCUGCUAACCUAAUUAGACUUUAUUAAAUAUAUCCCAGAGAUGAAUGAAAAGAACUAGCAAGUCUAGAGACCAAGGGAGCAUUCCUAGAAACUGGGUCAACAAGUCUCACAACAGUGACAACUAGCCACUCAAAACAAACAUUUAAAAUGUGGAGCAUAAUAGAAGGCUAAAAAAUGAACCUGCAUUCUAAGUUUACAAAUCAUCCACCGGCAGCUUCUUGAAUUCUUACACAGCAGAAGAGUUAAAAUGCAGCAAUUCAAGGGAGUUGUUUGGUGAUUCUGGAAAUAUGCUUGGUUGAAAAAAUGUGUAAAAGAUAAGAAACACUGUCAUAUUGCUCCCUUCAGUUUGAUGCUUCAUUCACUAGAUUGUUUGCUUGGCAAGAGGGGAGCAGUCAAAAUGUCAAUAGUUGACAUGGAAUAUGUAACAUGUUUAUUAAGUACAAAAAAUGAACAGCAUAAAGGACAAUAUUGGUUCAAAGGAACAAGAUAAAUAGCACAUAAAGAAAUCUAAUGAGGUUCUGAUAGUUGGUUUUGGACAAAGCCUGGCUAGCUGUCUUUAAUUAGAAAAAAAAGGCAAAGCUUGGAUGAUCCUCUCCUUACUGAAGCUUUAUAUUUAAAGGUCAAGCAAUUAAGAGCAAUGGGUCCAUAGGCAGAGUUUUCAGGAGACCUGGCAUAACAUACUCAUAGUUACUUAAUAGGUAUAUCAAAUUAAAAAGUGAUCAUUUGUUAGAAUAAGCAGGGAGAUAAAAUGUAUUGUAACAUGGCCUUUAACAUUGUAGUAGUUUUGCAGCCACCACAGAGAGGGGAAGUGGUUAUCUGUUAGUUGCAAACUAUAACUUCACCACUAGGUGCCUCUAAAUCCUACUCUGCUCUUCUAAUCCACAGAGAGCUGUAUGAACCUUUUUAUCCAACUUCAAAAGCAAAAUUAGGGAAAUUCUCAAAUUGUGAAUUGGUAUGUAAACAUGCAAAGUUUCACUGUCUUAUUUAUGUGUUGAUGUAGUGUAAUAUCCUGAUACCUAAACAAUUUCACAUAGUGGAUGUUAGACAUGACUAACGGGGAUUGUGUUUAAACCACAGAACAUCUACACAGGUUAAGAUUAUAAACAUGCUGAGCUUGUUAAUCCUGCUUUGAGGAAUACUCUCUAAGUCUCUCCUGUUUACUAAAAACCCUGGUGUAGCAAAGUGAGCCUUACGUGUGAAUCUAGAAAUUUAAACCCUGCCAGGUAUAAUUAAGGCACAUUAAGUCAACAGUCACCAAAGUACAUUGAUGUGGGGAUUGUCCUGGUGCAAGCAGCAUUCAUUUCUACAUUUUCAGAGGACUUAUGUGAUUUGCAGUUUCUCUGCCAUCUUUGUAUUUCUUCUAAUGGAGUAAUAAAUGACUCUUCUGUA
Labrus mixtus (cuckoo wrasse) is the source of this 3150-nucleotide messenger RNA. RefSeq names its product methionyl aminopeptidase 1 (gene metap1). Gene Ontology annotation, molecular function: metalloaminopeptidase activity. Gene Ontology annotation, biological process: proteolysis. The transcript has 11 exons. The record is from RefSeq and is a predicted model, not a curated record. Lineage: Eukaryota; Metazoa; Chordata; Actinopteri; Labriformes; Labridae. The coding region runs from base 16 to 1245 and encodes 409 amino acids.